This is a messenger RNA of Anopheles funestus (African malaria mosquito), 2687 nucleotides long. RefSeq names its product activin receptor type-1 (gene sax). Gene Ontology annotation, molecular function: ATP binding; SMAD binding; transforming growth factor beta receptor activity, type I. The record is from RefSeq and is a predicted model, not a curated record. Gene Ontology annotation, cellular component: BMP receptor complex; plasma membrane. Bases 88 to 1884 code for a protein of 598 amino acids. The transcript has 9 exons. Lineage: Eukaryota; Metazoa; Arthropoda; Insecta; Diptera; Culicidae. Gene Ontology annotation, biological process: BMP signaling pathway; dorsal/ventral pattern formation; protein phosphorylation.
UACCACCUUAUAUACUUAAUGACAGCAAAUGUGUCGUUUGAUGAAAUAUGACGAAUACUUCAAAGUAAUGAAGAAAACAAAAGCAAAAUGGUGUUGGCUAAAGUUGUGGUUUGCGUGCUUUUAUUAAAUAUAUGUAAAGGAGAUCUACAGGACAAACUGCUGGACGAAAUGGAUGAUAAUGACAUGGAAUCUGCUCUUGGAAAUCAUAAUCUUCCUGUUCAAAAUGCUGUUUUAUCUCACCCCAGAAGACACUCAAAAUCAAACAAGCGGAUGAAACGAAGAUAUAAAUGUUAUUCUUGCGAACCACCAGAUUGUGCUGAUACCGCGAUCCACGCACACUACUGUCAAAAUGCUAUUCAAUGCUGGAAAUCUCGGACCCGUGAUCCCGAAGGGAACGAAAAUGUACAACGGGGUUGCACUACAGAACAUGAACAGUUGCCGCUGUACUGCAGCCAAAACCAAAAAACAAACACUGGCGACGGUAGUGGACCAAAAAAACGGCAUGUUUCCAGUACUGGAAUGUAUAAUAUAGAAUGCUGCACGGGUGACUAUUGCAAUAAUGGAUCUUUUCCAGAAUUACCCCCCAUGAAAGGUACAGUUUCUCUUUUCAUUUACAAAUGUGCCAGAAUAAUUUAUGGUCUACGUUCUUUUACAGUUUCAAACACAGUUCCAGUGGCUGAUCCAUUCAUAUUGAAGAUGACAGCUGCUAUUCUUGUACCAUUUGGAACAGUAGUAAUUCUUGCAAUUACUGCUAUUUAUUGCAUGCGCCGAGCCCAUAAAAAACGAAUGAACGCUUGUCGAACAAAAUAUGAUCCAGAAACUUAUUACACAAACGACGAUGUACUACGAGCUACUAGUGCCGGUGAUAGCACAUUACGAGAAUAUUUGCAACACUCCGUUACUUCUGGUUCUGGCAGUGGGCUCCCUUUGCUUAUUCAACGUACACUUGCUAAGCAGGUGUCUCUUUGCGAAUGUAUUGGUCGUGGUCGAUAUGGAGAGGUAUGGCGAGGCAUUUGGCACGGCGAAAGUGUUGCAGUGAAAAUUUUCUUUAGUCGUGAUGAAGAUUCUUGGAAACGAGAAACAGAAAUUUACGGCACGGUUCUGUUGCGGCACGAAAACAUUUUGGGGUACGUCGGUUCGGACAUGACUUCGAGAAACUCUUGCACUCAAUUGUGGCUCAUUACACACUACUAUCCUCAUGGAUCCCUAUUUGAUUAUUUGAAUCGUACUGCAAUUACGACACAUGAAAUGAUCACUAUUUGUCUUUCCAUUGCCAACGGCUUGGUGCAUCUUCAUACAGAGAUAUUUGGAACCGAGGGUAAGCCGGCUAUCGCACAUCGUGAUCUAAAAACAAAAAACAUUUUAAUACGAGCAAAUGGAACAUGUGCUAUUGCCGAUUUUGGUUUAGCUGUAAUGCACAGUCAAACAACUAAUAAAAUAGAUUUAGGAAACACGGCUCGUGUAGGAACGAAACGCUAUAUGGCCCCCGAAGUGCUUGACGAAAGUAUUAGCAUGGAUUGUUUCGACGCCUUAAGGAAAGCAGAUAUCUAUGCAAUAGGGCUAAUUUUUUGGGAAGUUUGCCGUCGUACCAUCUCGUGUGGUAUUGUGGAAGAGUAUAAAGUCCCAUAUUUUGAUUACGUUUCAUCUGAUCCCAGUUUUGAAGAAAUGCGCAAGGUAGUAUGCGUAGAUAACUACAGACCGUCAGUGCAGAAUCGAUGGACUUCUGAUCCGUUUCUCGCUAGUAUGUCUAAGUUGAUGCGCGAAUGCUGGCACAUGAAUCCAAACGUACGAUUGCCAGCGCUAAGGAUUAAAAAAACUCUGCUGAAACUGGCUAGUUCUGACGAAACAAUAAAAAUUACUCCAGAUGGCGAAGUAAUAGUAUGAUGAAGCGGUCAAUAAUAAUUUGAUCAAUGUACAAUAUUAAUAGAUCGAAUACGAUAAUUUUGUUUUUUUUUUAAUAUCUUGCUUCUAAUAUGAUUGUAGGUCUUCAAUAUUCGCCUGUAUACUUCGAAAAUUAAUAACAAUUAACUUUGCGUUAAACAUAAGUAUCAUGCAUUGAAUUUUCGUUUUAUACUUACAAUGCGGUAGCUGAUCAUCCAAUCAAUAUUAGGAGAUGUUUAAGCCUGAUUCAACAUCAUUAAAAUCAGUGUAACCAGAUCGAUUAUUUUAUAUACGAUAAACGUUUAUUAUAUGAGAUGUAAGAGUACGUUCCGUUAUCAUUAACACAAAUUGUGCUUGCUUGCAGUAAAAGAGUAGCUAAUUUUAAGAAAUCAUCGGUCUUGCCAUUGGCCUUUUUCUACUCACAGGAAGCAGAAAAGAAACAAUCCUUGGUUAUUGCGAUCGUGCCAUCAAGGAAAUUUAUUAUUUAUCAUCUUCAUUUUCGCGAUUGUACACAUGAAAAAAGUUAAUACCGAAGAAAAAAAAUUGUAAAUAGUUCUUUUUACCUGUUGUGCACAUAGUUUUUUAUAAUUGAAAAAAAAAAACAUUUUGUACUAUGAUCAGAACCAAUCGUAAUGGUUUGGAAAAGAUUUAUUUUAUUUAAUAGUGAUAAGUUUUUGGACACAAAGUUUGAUAGUAUUUUUUAAAAGAAAUUCGAGUUAAUAGUGCAACGUGAAUUCAAACAAUGUAAUUCAAACAAUGUAACAAUUGUAAAACAAUGAAGAUCCCUUAAUGGCAUUCAAACAUAA